GAAACCCGUAAACCCUUCCUUUUCUAAACCCCUCUUUUAGGGUUUUAGCACUCACCUCGCCACUCUUCAGCACAAGAGAAUCCACCACAGCAAGGAAAGGAACAAUGGCUUUCCUCAGUAGAGCUGGAAAUAUACUAAGGCAAGUGACAAGUAGGAAGAUCAGUUCGGAUUUAUGUGAAAUCCCGUCUGUUUUCCCGUCUGCACGGUGCAUGUCAAAUGCUCCAAGUACAAAGCUGUUUAUAGGAGGUGUUUCGUAUUCCACUGAUGAGCAAAGUUUGAGGGAGGUUUUUGGGAAAUAUGGUGAUGUUGUUGAUGCAAGGAUAAUUGUGGACCGUGAUUCUGGCAGAUCCAGAGGAUUUGGGUUUAUUACUUACAGUUCCGUUGAGGAGGCGUCAAGUGCCAUUCAGGCCUUAGAUGGGCAGGAUCUACAUGGUCGCCGAGUUAAGGUAAAUUUUGCAAGCGAAAGACCUCGUGGAUUUCAAGGUGGUGGUUUCGGUGGCUCUUUUGACAAUGCUCCCUAUGGUGCUGGAGCUGGUUCUGGAUACCAAGGUGGUUAUGGUAACUCUCCAUAUGGUGCAAGUUCAGGUGGUGGUGGCAGCUAUGGCGGUGCACAUGGUGCCAAUGUUGCUGGAGGUUUUGGUAACGGAAGCAGUGGAUAUGGCGGAGACAGCUAUGGAUCAAGUGGAAACACUUACAGCAGUGAGAGUAGCCGAGGUUAUGGUGGAGGAAACGAUAUUGGUACUUAUGGUAAUGCUGCUGCUAGUGGUGGAGGCUAUGGUGGCUAUGUCCCGGCUUCUGGAUUUGACAGGAGCAAUAAUUACAACACUUCUGCUGGAUUUCCUAACAGUGAUAACUAUGCCAACGCUACUGGUGGUGGUGGAAACAGUUUCCCCAGUAGUCAAUACAAUGGAAGUGCCAUGGCCGGGUAUGGCAGUGGUGGUGUGGGUUCUGGCAGCAGUUUUGCCAGUGGAUAUGGAGCAACGGGACAUGGUAGCACUAAUGAAUGCAAUAACGAUCAAGGAACUGCUGUGGAUGAUUUUGGAGGCUCCAUGGACUAAAAUUUCAAGGGUGACUAUGAGGAAUCCGAUGCUUAUGCAAAACGGGCUUGAUUUGAAUUUAAAGAGUUCUUAGGUUUCUAGUGCUCUUUUUCAUAACCCCUCUGCUAAAAUUUCAAUUUUUGUUGCUUGGUGGUUUUUUUAUUGGGUCCUAAGUAUUUGAUUGAAAAUU
Molecule: messenger RNA, 1227 nt
Organism: Arachis duranensis
Lineage: Eukaryota; Viridiplantae; Streptophyta; Magnoliopsida; Fabales; Fabaceae
Product: glycine-rich RNA-binding protein 3, mitochondrial
Exons: 5
Coding region: 105-1058 (317 amino acids)
Molecular function (GO): RNA binding
Source: RefSeq, a predicted model, not a curated record